Aureobasidium vineae is the source of this 717-nucleotide messenger RNA. NCBI's taxonomy places the organism in Eukaryota, Fungi, Ascomycota, Dothideomycetes, Dothideales, Saccotheciaceae. The record is from the annotation of a GenBank genome assembly.
AUGACUCUACUCAACACCCCCAUCCUCGCCAUCUUGGCCACCUUCGCUCUCUUCGCUCUCCAAUCCACAACCCUCCGCCUCCUCUCCCUCGCUCCCCACCGCCGGCCCCCACCAACCCCUCGCAAACGCGGCACACCCGCCCACCUCCUCAUCGUCCUCGGCAGCGGCGGCCACACGGCAGAAAUGAUCUCCAUGCUCCGCCGCAGCACCACCUGCAACAAAUUCACCCACCGCACCUGGCUAGUCUCUUCCGGCGACAACUUUUCCGCCGCCUUUGCCAAAGAAUUCGAGCAAGAGAUUGGAGAAAAGAGUGGCACGUAUAGGAUUGUGCAAGUCAGAAGGGCAAGAAAGAUACACCAGAGUUUGAUCUCUGCGCCUUGGAGUUGUUUGUUGUGUUUGUGGGAUUGUUUGAGGCUUUUGAUGCCUUCGUCUGCUGCUGCAGAGUAUGCGUACCCUGACUUGAUACUUACCAAUGGUCCUGCCACUGCGACGAUCCUGGUCUUUGCGUCUGUCUUGUUGCGUUUCCUCGGCUUGCAAGGCAAAGAUGGCAAAGGAGAGAUGCGCACAAUCUACGUCGAGAGCUGGGCGAGAGUCAAGAAGCUGAGUCUGAGUGGAAGAUUGCUGUGCUGGGUCGUGGACCGUGUGCUGGUGCAAUGGGAGCAGCUGCGGGGUGCUGGAGUAGGAGGGCGAGCCGAAUUCAAAGGUGUUCUGGUUUGA